UGCAUCGGGCCUGCAACAUUGUUAGUUAGAUCAGGUUAAUUAUUAACAUCACCCAUUUCAAUCCAACCUCGUGCCAAUGGCGAGUCCUAUGGAAGCUGUAGCCCGUUCCAGCCUCGUGCUCGCACCUCGCCGGCGGCGAGCCCUCGGCCUCCUCCCGGCGGCGGCGGCGGCCGCCCCAUUCGUGCUAGAUUGUCGCCGGCGGCAUAACGGAGGAAUGCGUCGUCCUCAUGUCAGCUUCGCCUGCUCGGCCGAGCUCGACACCGGUCGCCGGCAGCUUCCUUCCACGGGGACUCGAGCGGUGAUGUCGUCCUGUCCCGGAUAUGUUGAGGGGAGGAUGGUAGGAGAAAAUACAAGUCAGAUAAACAUGGGAUGGGAGGCUAGAAUACUUAGGCACUUGGAGAACCCGGAGUUCUUACCAUCUUCAUAUGACAUAGCAUGGGUGGCUAUGGUGCCAUUGCCGGGCACUGAUCAUCUUCAAGCUCCAUGCUUCCCUGAAUGUGUGGAAUGGAUACUACAAAACCAACACAGUAAUGGGUCGUGGGGUGUCAAUGAAUUUGACUCAUCAGCCAGCAAGGAUAUUCUCCUAUCCACUUUGGCAUGUAUUAUUGCACUUGAGAAAUGGAAUGUCGGUUCGGAGCAAAUAAGGAGAGGAUUACAUUUUAUCGCAAAGAAUUUCUCCAUUGUUAUUGAUGACCAGAUUGCUGCACCUAUAGGCUUCAACCUCACAUUCCCUGCUAUGGUUAACCUUGCCAUUAAGAUGGGUUUGGAAUUUCCUGCCAGUGAAAUUAGUAUUGAUCAGAUUCUUCACCUCCGUGAUAUGGAAUUGAAAAGACUGGCUGGUGACGAAUCUUUGGGGAAAGAGGCAUAUUUCGCCUAUAUUGCUGAAGGUCUAGAAGAAAGCAUGGUGGAUUGGAGUGAAGUUAUGAAGUUCCAGGGGAAGAAUGGAUCAUUGUUCAACUCCCCGGCUGCAACUGCUGCUGCAUUAGUCCACAGAUACGAUGAUAAAGCCCUGGGAUACCUAUAUUCUGUUGUCAAUAAAUUUGGAGGUGAAGUACCAACCGUGUAUCCGCUAAAUAUAUUUUCUCAGCUUUCAAUGGUGGAUACUCUCGUCAAUAUUGGAAUAUCUCGGCACUUUUCUAGUGAUAUAAAGCGCAUUUUGGAUAAGACAUACAUUUUAUGGUCACAGAGAGAUGAGGAAGUAAUGCUGGAUUUACCAACAUGCGCAAUGGCAUUUCGCCUUUUGCGUAUGAACGGAUAUGGUGUUUCCUCAGAUGACUUGUCCCAUGUUGCUGAAGCCUCAACUUUCCAUAACUCAGUUGAAGGAUACUUAGAUGAUACAAAAUCCUUAUUAGAAUUGUACAAAGCUUCAAAAGUCAGUUUAUCAGAAAAUGAGCCAAUCCUAGAGAAAAUGGGUUGCUGGUCAGGUAGCUUAUUGAAAGAAAAAUUGUGCUCCGAUGACAUCCGAGGAACACCAAUCCUUCGAGAGGUAGAAUAUGCUCUCAAAUUUCCAUUUUAUGCCACGCUGGAACCUCUAGACCACAAGUGGAACAUUGAAAAUUUUGAUGCCAGGGCUUAUCAGAAGAUAAAGACCAAAAACAUGCCGUGCCAUGUCAAUGAAGAUCUCUUGGCUUUGGCUGCUGAAGAUUUCAGCUUUUGUCAGUCAACUUACCAAAAUGAAAUCCAGCACCUUGAAAGUUGGGAGAAAGAAAAUAAGCUGGACCAGCUCGAAUUUACGCGGAAGAAUCUAAUAAACAGCUAUCUCUCUGCUGCUGCCACCAUAAGCCCUUAUGAAUUGUCUGAUGCUCGCAUUGCGUGUGCAAAAUCUAUUGCGCUCACACUUGUUGCCGAUGACUUUUUCGAUGUCGGAAGUUCCAAAGAAGAACAAGAAAAUCUCAUAUCCUUAGUCGAGAAGUGGGAUCAGUAUCACAAAGUUGAGUUCUACUCUGAGAAUGUAAAAGCAGUAUUUUUCGCUCUAUAUUCUACGGUUAACCAGCUUGGAGCAAUGGCUUCCGCAGUACAGAACCGCGACGUUACAAAAUACAAUGUUGAAUCGUGGUUGGAUUAUUUGAGGUCUUUAGCGACAGAUGCAGAAUGGCAACGGAGCAAAUAUGUGCCAACAAUGGAGGAAUACAUGAAAAAUUCAAUUGUGACAUUCGCAUUGGGACCAACUAUACUCAUAGCACUGUAUUUCAUGGGACAAAAUCUCUGGGAGGACAUCGUGAAAAAUGCAGAGUAUGAUGAGUUGUUUAGACUAAUGAACACAUGUGGUCGUCUCCAGAAUGAUAUUCAAAGCUUUGAGAGGGAAUGCAAGGAUGGCAAACUGAACAGUGUGUCACUGCUUGUUCUUGACAGCAAAGAUGUCAUGUCAGUAGAAGAGGCUAAAGAGGCGAUAAACGAGUCUAUAUCAUCAUGUAGAAGAGAGUUGCUACGGUUGGUUGUUAGAGAAGACGGUGUCAUUCCUAAAUCAUGCAAGGAGAUGUUCUGGAAUCUUUACAAGACAAGCCAUGUGUUCUACUCUCAGGCCGAUGGAUUUUCCUCGCCGAAGGAAAUGAUGGGUGCUAUGAAUGGAGUAAUCUUUGAGCCACUGAAAACUAGAGGCAACUAGUCCAUCUUAAUUUGGCUGAGAAAUUUUUAAAAAAAAGGUUUUCCUACGGUAUCGCGAGACAUCCGCUUUGUAACUCUAAGGUAGCUGCCGGUCUUAUAGCCAGGCGAGAGUUGUAAUAUGAACCUUUUUCUUCUUAAUACAAUGAUAUACAAGCCUUUUACGUAUUAAAAGAAAAGUUCCUUUGUAAUUUUCCCCAACCACAUGAUAAGGUGAAACAUCAAGGAAAUAAGCC
Messenger RNA from Oryza sativa Japonica Group (Japanese rice), 2837 nucleotides. The record is from RefSeq and is a predicted model, not a curated record. Lineage: Eukaryota; Viridiplantae; Streptophyta; Magnoliopsida; Poales; Poaceae.